Molecule: messenger RNA, 1114 nt
Organism: Pseudovirgaria hyperparasitica
Lineage: Eukaryota; Fungi; Ascomycota; Dothideomycetes; Acrospermales; Acrospermaceae
Product: DSBA family oxidoreductase
Exons: 5
Coding region: 173-841 (222 amino acids)
Biological process (GO): glutathione metabolic process
Cellular component (GO): peroxisome; mitochondrion
Molecular function (GO): glutathione transferase activity; glutathione peroxidase activity
Source: RefSeq, a predicted model, not a curated record
UCAUGAUUAGUAUUCUAAUCAAUCCGUCCGUGGAUGCACUGCAGUCGGUCGUCAGCUAGCCUCGCGCGGGGCAACGACUAUAAAGAUGAUGCACCGACACACCACGAUGUAAUCACAUCGGCGUUGACAGGUAGCGCUAUCAGUUUCAUGCAAAAGCUAUGAGUAUGCCAUUAUGAAGGGUCAGAUCGAUGCAUAUCUCGACUGCGUGUCACCAUACUCGUACUUUGGCUUCGUCUAUCUCAUAAGGAAUAGAGCGAUCCUGACGUCUCAUGAUGUGGAGGUCAACUUGAUCCCUGUCUUCUUGGGAGGUAUCAAUCGAGCGACUGGAAACAAACCGCCAGGAUCUUUACCGGCCAGAGGGGCAUACUUGCAGUGGGACCUUUUACGAGCGAAAAUUGCUUUCGGCAGACCUCAACUCACUACUCCUUCGUUCUUCCCCAAUCUAACUCUUCUUCCGCAACGAGCUAUGGUCUUCGUGAAGGAUAAUUACCCAGAAAGCAAGGUCGUUGCGAUGUACAAUGAGCUUUGGGUCGCCAUGUGGGAACAGAGCAUUGACAUCAGUAAAGUGGACGCUUUGACUGAAGUAUUCUCGAGACACUUCCAACAAGAGGACGUCAUUAAAAUCCUAGAGGCUGCUGAUACGACAGAGAUCAAAGAAAAGCUCAAUGAGAACACAAGGACAGCCUUGGAGCGUGGAGCGUUUGGCUGUCCAUACAUGUGGAUACGCAACCAGGACGGCAAGGAGGAACCUUUCUUUGGAAGUGACAGGUUUCAUUAUGUGUGGGACUUUUUGAGUAUUCCACGAAACCAAGUAGCGCCGUUAGACAAACCUCACCUCUGAAUCAGGAAUAUGACAUCUAGACCUAGUCAUCCUAAUACGGCUUCUUAUGUGUGUACACACUUUAGUGGCAUCAAGAGGCUAGUCGAAACAUCUAACAGUCUGGUCUGUCAUAAGAGGUGUCCAUUCUAACCAAUGAUAGACAAGUGAUAUAGCAAAUAAUGCGGCACAAGUCUACAGUCAUUGCUACAAUGGACUCAGUAUUAGAAAAAUUGAUGAUGUAUCACUGUUUCGGCAGAAAUUGUGCUCAUGCCAGUACCCAAUCUCAAGUCGCCG